This is a messenger RNA of Hipposideros armiger (great roundleaf bat), 2085 nucleotides long. It is a transcript of the gene PRPSAP2, whose product is annotated as phosphoribosyl pyrophosphate synthetase associated protein 2. The record is from RefSeq and is a predicted model, not a curated record. Gene Ontology annotation, molecular function: magnesium ion binding; ATP binding; ribose phosphate diphosphokinase activity. Gene Ontology annotation, biological process: purine nucleotide biosynthetic process; 5-phosphoribose 1-diphosphate biosynthetic process. Bases 114 to 965 code for a protein of 283 amino acids. NCBI's taxonomy places the organism in Eukaryota, Metazoa, Chordata, Mammalia, Chiroptera, Hipposideridae. Gene Ontology annotation, cellular component: ribose phosphate diphosphokinase complex; cytoplasm. The transcript is spliced from 9 exons.
UAUGGAGCUUUCAAAGAAAAUUGCUGAAAACAAGAGUACAAAUUCAAGAGUCUGUGAGGGGAAAAGAUGUUUUCAUCAUCCAAACUGUUUCAAAGGACGUGAACACCACCAUCAUGGAGCUCCUGAUUAUGGUGUAUGCAUGUAAGACCUCCUGUGCCAAAAGCAUCAUUGGCGUGAUUCCCUACUUCCCGUACAGCAAACAGUGCAAGAUGAGAAAAAGGGGCUCCAUUGUUUCCAAAUUGCUGGCUUCAAUGAUGUGCAAAGCUGGUCUGACUCAUCUUAUUACUAUGGAUUUACACCAGAAGGAAAUUCAAGGCUUCUUCAAUAUUCCUGUGGAUAAUUUAAGAGCGUCUCCCUUCUUACUACAGUAUAUUCAAGAAGAGAUCCCGGAUUACAGGAAUGCAGUGAUUGUGGCCAAAUCUCCAGCCUCUGCCAAGAGGGCACAGUCUUUUGCUGAGCGCCUGCGGCUGGGAAUUGCGGUGAUUCAUGGAGAAGCUCAGGACGCUGAGUCCGACCUGGUGGACGGGCGGCACUCCCCACCCAUGGUCAGGAGUGUGGCUGCCAUCCACCCCAGCCUGGAGAUCCCCAUGCUGAUUCCUAAAGAAAAGCCCCCCAUCACAGUUGUUGGCGAUGUGGGAGGAAGGAUCGCCAUCAUUGUGGAUGACAUAAUCGAUGAUGUUGACAGCUUUCUGGCUGCAGCAGAGACCUUGAAGGAAAGAGGUGCAUAUAAAAUCUUCGUGAUGGCAACGCAUGGCUUGUUAUCUUCAGAUGCUCCCCGACUGAUUGAAGAAUCUGCCAUUGACGAGGUGGUGGUUACCAAUACAAUUCCACAUGAAAUCCAGAAGCUCCAGUGCCCCAAAAUUAAAACCGUGGAUAUCAGCAUGAUCCUUUCAGAAGCCAUUCGUCGGAUUCACAAUGGAGAGUCCAUGUCUUACCUUUUCAGAAACAUAGGUUUAGAUGACUGAACAGCUUCCCUUUUGUGAAACUCCCAGGGCCAAACUGGAAAUGCUAGCGUGAGUACCGUGAGGCAUCUGCCUGAUCUGCUGGGUUUCCCAGGGGCCAUCGUGUUUGUUCCUUUCUUUUUGCUAAUUCCUAUGAAGACAGACCAACUUUUGAAUGUCGGUUUGGAUGUUUGUGAGCUUUUUUGGCAAUUUUUAUAAAAGAAAAACUAUAUUCUCCUCUUAAACUAAGACCUUGUUGUUUUUAGUUUAUUUAAAAUAUAACUUGGAAUAAGAUUUUUAAGCUCACAAACAGUCUUUUUCCAAAAUUGUUGGAGCCUAAGUGCUUAAAAAAUUUAAUAAAAUACAUGAUACUUGCAAUUGAAAAGCCAAAAAAAUUAUACUGUUGAAUCCAGUAGAUGACAUUUUUAGAAAUGAUUUUAUAGAUAAGCAUAUGGAAUAUGUCACCAUUAUUUAUUUUCUGCAACAAAAGAAGGAAUAAAAGCUUACUGUGUUUGUGUGUUUUUUAAAACUUUGUGUUUUGGCAAUUGUUUUAUAACUAAAAUAAAUUGAAAGCUGAAUAUACAGGCCGUGGAUGAGAUGUUCAUCAGCUUGAUUGAGUUUUCUCUUCUGCAAUCUCUCGGGGGAUGCAGCAGCCUCUUAGGGAUGGAAUGUCCCCUGUUCACUUUGUCCAGGACCCUGCACGCUCCUGAUACGUAGUCAUUUGACUGUGACAGGAGAGGAACUCUAACCCUAGGCUGGGGGAUGGGCUUCUUAUUUGACAGCAUAGCCGCUCUGCAAACAAAAUAUGCCACUGUACGUCCUUGGGGAUGAGAUGCUGGAGAGGGUCACAAACGAGCAAGCGAUGUGACCCCUGUCAGUGUCAGCAUCUAAGUACUGGCUGUCCUGGAGUCGAGAACUCGAAACUUGUACCUUAGAGCUUAGCCUACUGUGGGACACUGGGGUCCAUGAGGUAAGCCACUGUGUUCUCCCACUGGGGUUGCGUGUGAGCAGUCCCAUCCAGUCAUGGAGGAAAGCUUCAGACAUCUCACCAAGAAAAAGUUACUUUUUCUUCCAAAAACCUUAAACCUUUGCUUUCUGCCUGUCUCUGUUGGAAUAUGUAAUAAAAUCGUUGAUUCAGCACAAA